Messenger RNA from Lagopus leucura (white-tailed ptarmigan), 3029 nucleotides. Its product is annotated as tRNA-uridine aminocarboxypropyltransferase 2-like. The transcript has a single exon. Bases 1176 to 1745 code for a protein of 189 amino acids. NCBI's taxonomy places the organism in Eukaryota, Metazoa, Chordata, Aves, Galliformes, Phasianidae. The record is from RefSeq and is a predicted model, not a curated record.
UUUUACAGAUUUUCAUUACACUUUGUUACAUGGGCAGCAUCAUCACAAAGACCAUAAAGCCUUAAGAGACUUUCAGACUCUGUGCCAUAACCAUUGACAGUAACGGAAACAAGAGCGAAUUAAUUAAUCUGUUGUAUAGAUAUUAGUUGUUUGUGUAUGUAUACAGUGCAAAAUUUCAACAAAAAAUGCAUGGAAUAAUGGCUGUGAGUAAUGUGCAUAGAGAAGCACUGAAACAGGCGGCCUGGGGAAGCUGAUGUAUGUGGAGUCUGUGGCCACUGUCUUUGUUGUGGUGUGAUGGGAGGUGAGCAGAAUGGAUGGAUGAAUGAUAACCUUUGCCUUUGAGCAUCCCACAGUUGUAAAAUCCCCAAUGACUGGAAACUGGGCUAAAGAUUUAAAUAUUUUCACCAUCCAGACUGUUCCUGGCGGGUUGCAAUGACGAAUUACAAAUUAACUCUGCAAUCUGUUAGCAGAUUACAGUUUAACUUUGCCCCUGUUUUGGAAAAGCUAAAGCCAAGUGGCAUUUCCUGAUUUACCACAACUUUGACUAUUGUGUUGUCUCAAGGACUUCAGGCUCCACUGACUGUACCUACCUAAAGACAUAAGGUUCAAUAAAUGCCCCAGAAUCAAUGGCAGCACUAUUUCUGCACUGUGCAUUUUCUCUGGGAGUCUUUCCAGGACCUCAAGCAAAUACUUAGCAGCCUCUUUGCACAGGCUCUAUGCAGCGUGAUGGCUGCUGUGUAAUGCACUCACCAUGGCCUGCUAACAGUUGUGAAUUUAUUUUCUACUGUGAAGUGAGGCUCUGGAAUGGGUGAUGGAUUGGUUCUCUUCUUUAGUUAAGCAUUUCUGCAUGGCUGGAAAAUUUUAUAGGCUUGCCUUGUGGCUACAUUAAUACCUGCAUUAAUAAUAUAUAAUAAUGUGACUAUGUGCUGCUUAAUUCAGCUGAAGCCUAAUGUUAGCAGCGGUGCUAAGCAUCUUCAAUCAGGCAUCCUCUUGUCUCUAUAGGAUGGAGAAGGACAAUUUUAAGUACCACCUGUCAGAAAGCUGUUAAAAACCCUUUUUCAGGGUUGAUAUUCCCUCUUAAUUAAACGUGUUUAUUCCAGUUCAGUACCUUUCCCUACAAACCUUUUCCUUUGGCCAUUUGGAUCCAUUAUGGAUCUAAUAACAUUCUUCAUUGAAUGGAAAGUCGGGUUUUAAGGACAGUGCCUUUGCUAACAGCUUGUCUCCCUCCAGACAAAUGUAAAAUUUUGGUUGGUCGGCGUUUUAGUGAAGACAGGUAUCCUGAGCUAGCUGCUGUAUGCAGAAAUCCCAGUACUCUCAUUUUGUAUCCUGGAGCUGAAGCUACCAAUUUGGAAGAAGUCACUGUGAUGUCUUCUAGCCCACCAGUUAUGAUCAUCAUUGAUGGAACUUGGAGCCAGGCUAAAGAUAUAUUUUACAAAAAUUCUCUCUUCCGAUUUCCCAGGCAGGUGCAGUUAAAAACCAACAUUUCAAGUCAGUACGUAAUUCGUACACAGCCAACAAACAGCUGUCUCUCUACACUUGAAUGUGCUGCUGUUGCUCUCACUAUCAUGGAAAAAAAUAAGAAUAUACAAGAGACUAUACUACGACCCCUUCAAGCUUUGUGCUCUUUCCAGCUUCAGCAUGGAGCCCAGAUCCAUCACAGCAAGGAGCAUCUUCUCAAAAAUGGCUUAUAUGACAAGCCAAUGCCAAAGAAUAAGCGCAAACUAAGAAGAAUGGAACUUUUUUAAAUAAUGUAAAAAUAUAGGAAAACUGUACCUACCAUAGAGUGGGAUGUAUUUGCAUCUAGCCAAUGAAUGUGGAUCUGAAUUUAUAACCUCCAUUUUCUACAGCUGUUUCCUCCUAUGCCACAGGUUCAGACACUUGCAAUCAUUCCUGAGUCCAGGUGCUUCUCAUCAUCCGUGCUUCUUGACAGCCACUACUGUUCAGAUAGGUGAUGCAGCUUCCUCGUUCCAACAGGGGCCCUAAAAUGUAAGAGAAGUUCCUUUAAAAUAUGCUUGUUAUUGGGAUUAAUAAAUAUUUUCAUCUGUUUUUUUUUCUCUUAUCAGCCAAUCCUCUCUUCUUAAAAGUCGAUGCGUUAAAAGGCAUCUGCAUUUUUGUAUGUGGUUCCUUAUUUUGGUCAGGCAUUUGUGAAAGAAUUUGAUUGCAUCGUUUACUGGGUUUGUUCAGUUUGGGGCUUUGAAAGUGAAGGUAGAGCAAGCUUUUUUGAGAAAACGUUUUCCAUGAAAGCUUUCAACAAAGCAAUCUCAAUUGAGAUGCUUAAGAUGUUUCAUUCAAGUGCCUUGACUCAUUAAGUAACACUUUUCUGAUUAAUUGUUAUGUAUUAUAUUUGAGAAUGAUCAGAAUGACUAUACAAGAUGAAUCUUAAUGCUCUGCUGUUCUCAGAGAAAUGCAUUCUAUACAAAGAAGCUAUGUUUUUGAGGAAGCCAUGUCAGUGGGUUUGUUUCUUGAGCAAUAUUUUUGGAACUUACUGAAGAAUGAGAAUGAAUUCUGGUUCUAAGUUUUCUUUUCCACGCUCUGUGAAUUAUGUUCUGCCAUAAUUGGAAGGGUAACGUGUCAUUGUAAAACCAACAUUUUCAGAACUGUCUAAUUCAAGGAAAUAGACACUUUUCAAUUUUUCAUUCUAAUUUGAAACAAAGACUCUGGUGAGGAGGCAGUAGUCACAGUGGAACAAGAAUUGCCUUGUUUACCAACAUUGUUUUGAGCUCAUGUUUCCUAAAUCAUUUUGUCCUGAUCUCUCCCUCCCUGCUGACCCUAAACACGAGCCCUGCUUUCAUUCUUUCUUCAACAAUUGCUUAUUCUGUCCCUUUUAACCAAAAUAAAAGAAUCUGGGAGAACUCCUUCACGUAUUAGGAGAAUUAUAUCUCUCUGGUGAUCGUUAGCCUAAGUUGUGGUUUAAGGAAAUCUGAAGCAGGGAAGCAUUGAAAUAUUAAAGCUGCUAUUUGUGAUUAUACUCCAGAAAUCUAGGAGAGAGAAUGCAGCACGGAAGGUAGUUUGUGUUUUUUUGUCUUAUA